This is a messenger RNA of Fundulus heteroclitus (mummichog), 4770 nucleotides long. Its product is annotated as CD109 antigen. Gene Ontology annotation, cellular component: extracellular region. The transcript is spliced from 32 exons. Gene Ontology annotation, molecular function: endopeptidase inhibitor activity. Lineage: Eukaryota; Metazoa; Chordata; Actinopteri; Cyprinodontiformes; Fundulidae. The record is from RefSeq and is a predicted model, not a curated record. The coding region runs from base 122 to 4279 and encodes 1385 amino acids.
UGUGGUUAGUGUUGGGACAAGAGUCGGAGCGUUGUCCCUCGAAUGAUCAGACGGGCUUUUUCCGCACCAUGUUUGGGUGGAGAUAAAGUUGAACUUGUGAAGGAGAUCUCAGAAGGAUAACAUGAACAGUAUCUGGACCCUCGUGCUGUCUUUUGGUGUUUCCGCCAUGACACAAGAUUCACCCAGUGCAACGUUGUUUCUGGUCUCGGGUCCAGAUGUCCUGCAUGCUGGUUUACACACUCCCAUCGCUGUGACUGUUUUUGCCGACUUCCCUGGCAAUGUAACAGCUGAGGUGACACAUGGCAGCACUAAAGUAGCGCAAACAGGGGACUUCCAAGGAGGUGUGACCCGCGUCCUCAUGCUUCCACCUUUUCCUGGCUCUUUAUCACAAAACACGCUUUUAAACUUAACUGUGAGGGGCUACGGAGAGAAUCGCCUCCUUUUCACCAACACCACCACCCUGACCUUCAACCUCAGGACCAUUUUGUCCUUCAUACAAACCGACAGAUCAAGCUACAAACCGGGGGAUGCCGUCAAAGUCAGAGUCGUCUCUCUCCAGCUGGAUAACAAACCAUACAAAGGCAGGGUGGAAAUUUCACUAAAGGAUCCCAAUGGGAAAUCUGUCAACAGCUGGAACACCACAGGGAAUAUGGGGAUUGUCUUGAAACAAUUCAAUUUACCCCAAGUGUCUCCUAUUGGACAGUGGAGGAUCGCAACAACAGUGAACGGGAUGACCGAUGAGAAAUCAUUCAUUGUAGAGCAUCAUGGUCAGGCAGAUAAAGGGGCUCCUCAUUUCAAUGUGAUGGUCAAAACAAUGUCUCAAGUCCUUCUUGAAGAUGACCUCUCAGGAUUGGUGACAGCACUCUAUCCCAAUGGACAGUCUGUACGUGGCACAUUAAACGUCAUGUUGAUGCCUUUUAUAAACAACAGAACCUCUCCACCUCUGCAAAUCCAAACCAAACAGAUGGAUGGGUACGCACAGUUUUUCUUCAGCAGAGACCAGCUUCAGUCUCUAUACUCCUCCUCAGCGACCAGCAACAAAGGUCAUGUUCUACACGUUGCUGUCCAGGUCAAAGAUAGCACCACGGGAUUUACUCUGAACAAAACUGUUCAAGUCCAUGUUUUCCAAAACAAAUUCCAGCUCAUGUUCCUCGACUUUCCAUCAACUCUAAAGCCGUCCUUAAACUUUUCAGCAAACCUGAGGAUCGUCAGAUAUGACGGAAAGUCUCUCAGCUCGUUGGAUUUGAAGCACUCUGCUGUGGUUGAAGUGACUCAGAGAACCUCUUCGACGAACUCCACCACUAUGAGUCUAACUCUGCCUGUGCCAGAGAAUGGCAAUGUACUCAUAGAGUUUAAAACACAAGAUCAAGUAGAGAUGCUUUUCCUACGGGCCACAUUUCAAUCCUAUGAGGAGGCCCUGACGGUAUACACCAACUACUCCUCUCCCACUGGCUCAUAUAUUCAGAUCAGACCAGUCAACUCAUUGCCUACACAGAUUGGACUGCCACUUGAACUCAAUGUGGAGAGCACCGUCUCACCAGAAAGACUUCACUUUGUGGUGAGCUCUAAAGGUCAAGUGAUAGCUGCUGGGACAAAAAACUUCUUUUCGUCUAUCGCUCUCACGCCAGAGCUGUCCUGGUACCCUGAGGCCUGUGUCACCGUCUACUACGACCAUUAUGGGGAAAUUAUUAGUGACACAACCUACAUUUCUAUGUACAACCAUGUGACUCUAAACUGGAGCAGCGAGAGGGCCCGGCCAGGUGAGCAGGUAUCGCUCAGUGUGGCUGCCAGUGAAUCCUGGUUUCAAGUAGGAAUUGUAGUCAUGGCGAUGCAAAAUGAGGCCCUGCAGUCUGAUCUGGACCACAGAGUUGAACAGAUAUGUAAUCUUAAGAUGAUGAGCAAUGGACGAUUUUAUAUGAAAAAUGAACCUAAAAAUGAUGAACAUAAGUUGAUUUUAGAGCGAUACUGGAGCCAGUGGGGGGAGGAUGCUGAGUCUCUGCUGUGGUUGGACACAAGUGUUAGUGAUAAGAACUGGACCAGUGGGAAAAUAUCAGUACCUGAAGGUGUCAGCUCUUUAGGAGCUGUAGCACUAUUAAUGUCAGAGAACCUGGGUUUGAGUUUCACUCCUGUGCCACAAAAGCUGACUAUAUCCAAAGAUUUCUCCUUGUCUCUUGUUGUCCCUCCAUACCUCAUCAGAGGAGAGGAGAUUGUCUUGGAAGUAAAUGUCAUCAACCAUUUAGAGCAAGACAUUGAGGUGAUUGUGCUGGUAGCACAGAGUGAUGCCUUUGAGUUUGUUUUAAUGGACCGAAGGGAUGCAUCUGUUAUAAAUGCCCAGAGACUUACCUUAGGUAGAGACGUGUCCGUCUCAGCCCUAUUCCCUAUCAGGGCUGUGGGUGUUGGCGAGAUGGAAAUAUCUGUGGACGCCGUGUCAGCAGACGCCUCAGAUGGUCUUGUUAGAAAAAUCUGGGUGAAGCCUGAAGGAGUUGAGCAGACCGUCUCUCACACUUUGCUCUUGGAAGUUGCACCGCAUGAAGAGAACUCGUCCAGAUCCAUGUCCUUCUCCUUUCCUCCAAACCUGGUACAGGGAAGCCAGAGGGCCCAUGUAGCACUGGUUGGUGAUAUCUUGGCUCUGUCAAUUGAACAUUUGGAUUCACUGAUUCAGCUCCCUACUGGUUGUGGAGAGCAGAACAUGAUCCACUUUGCUCCAAGUGUCUAUGUUCUCCAAUACCUAGAGAUGUCGACCCAGAAUGAUGCAAAGAUCAGAAGCAAAGCUCUAAGCCACAUGAUGCAAGGUUAUGAGAAACAACUAUCCUUCCUGAGAGAGGACGGUUCCUUCAGUGCUUUUGGAGAAAACGACACCUCUGGCAGCACCUGGCUGACAGCCUUUGUGCUGCGAUGCUUCCUCCAGGCUCAGCCAUUCAUGCAGAUAGACAAGACAGUCUUAGCCAAGGCUGCAGCCUGGCUCGUGAAACACCAAGGUUCCCAAGGGGAGUUUUCUGAGGUCGGUGAGGUUAUCCACACUGCGAUGCAGGGAGGGUUGGACGAUAGUGUGGCUCUGACUGCGUAUGUGGUUUUGGGAUUCAUGGAGGACAAGGAAUUCUCUGGCAAGUAUGUAGAUAGUGUGUCUCUGGCCCUGAUGUACCUGGAGGGCCAAGUGUCCAGCGGUGUGGUCAGCAAUUACAGCCUGUGUUUGGUGGCUUAUGCUUUAGCCCUGAGCGGCAGUCCUACAUUGGAAAGCGUGAUCUCAGAGCUCAAAGGGAGAGCUGAUGACAAAGAUGGCGUCAUGAUGUGGACGGUCUCCGGGGGCCUGGGGUCAAACAAGCAGCAGCAGCGUUCGGCACAGAUUGAGAUGGCCUCUUAUGUGCUGCUGGCUCUGUUUGUGCGUGGCAACUUCAUCGAAGGCAUCUCACUCAUGAAGUGGUUGAGCAUGCAGAGAAGCUAUCUAGGCGGCUUUGGAACCACUCAGGACACCGUAGUCGCCUUCCAAGCUCUGGCUUAUUAUGCUGCAUUCAGCGGUGCAGGUGCCAUCAACCUUCGGUUCAACGUAUCUUCCCCCGUGUCUUCCUCCGUGUCGCUGUUUUACAUCAAUCCGACCAACUAUCGGGUUUAUCAAAGCCAAGAGAUUAAUCCUGACAAAGAUUUACCAUUAAAUAUUUACAUGGAAGGAAGAGGAUUUGCCACGUUUCAGGUGAACAUCUUUUACAACGUGAACAGCACACAGGAUGUCGGGCCAGUUACAGAUGAGGACGCAUUCACGUUAGACGUUGAUCUUACCAACAGUGACUCCGAUCAAAUGAUGCUGUCUGUAUGCACAAGAUUAAAGGAUAAUCAGGCAAUAGAUCGCACAGGUAUGGCUAUAUUGGAUGUGGGCAUGUUCAGUGGUUUCAGUCUCCUCCCCGGAGCUGCAAUCCAGGCGAACUUUAUCAAGAAAGUGGUGACGGCGCCCGAGAGAGUCAUCCUGUAUCUGGAUUCUGUCAACAAGACGGAGGUUUGCGUCAGUCUUCCUCUUGUAAGAAACUAUAAAGUGGCCCAUGUACAGGAUGCUGUGCUGCAGGUUUAUGACUACUACGAACCAACAAGGAAAACAGUACGAAUGUACCACUCAGAUAGUCUUCAAAACACAGACUCCUGCUCUUUCUGUGGCAAAAACUGUGACCGCUGUAGGCCUGGAAUCACCAUCGCCGUGACUGCCCCUCAGUCAUCUCACUCAGCAAGAGCUCCUUCCUUCAGAUUGACUUCCCUGAUUGUUGGAGUCACUGUUUUCCUUGUUUCACUCUGAAAAGAUGAGCAAUAAUAUACACCCAAUGCAUGACUAUCUUACACAAACACUUGACAACCGACUGUAACAUUUAGGGGGCUGUUUUGCUGAGUGCACUUGCGCCAUCUACUGUUUACAAUCUGUUUUGCAUUGUUUUGUUCAAAAGAAGUAAAUCCAUGACUGAUAAUUCAUUUAAGUGGCUCCAUUUUCUAUUUUUUUUGGUGUCCAUUCAUUGUUUUAGACCAUUUUUCUACUUAUGUUUCCAUGUAAUGGCUGUCAUAGAACAUCUAAUAAAGAACAUAUGCAUAGAUGGCAAAAGUCCACAUGAAAGAGGAUUUAUUUCUAAGCUCCAUGUGUGUCCUGCUGCUAGUCUUCUGGCAAAAAAAUGCAGACAUAUCAAGAUGUCUCAGGAUAUAUAAAGUCUGAAAAAAGAUUGUUGAUAAAGAAAAUCUUGAGUGACCCGUGAGUUCGAUGGUUUUACUCAUACAAAUAUAUGGGCUUUCUUGAGUGAA